AUGAUAAUUAACGCGAUAUUCUUUUGUUUAGUGAUGGGCGCGGCGCUUACGGAAGCGCCUGACGAUGCAGAUGUCUGUUUCCGUGUGUCCGGUGAGAAUGGUUUGGUGGAGUGCGAUGUACGAACACUGUCGUCGGACAGGGAUAUCGUCGGUUCGAUGCACUUGGAUGGCGCGGAACGACUCGCGAUUCGUUGCAAACAAGAACUGCUCGAGAGCUCUUUGCGAGAUCAUCACUUCGGAAGAAUGCAAGGUUUGGCAGAGAUAUCUAUAAAAAACUGCAAAAUACUACGCUUACCUGGCAACGUUUUCGAAGGGCUACGAGGUCUGAAAUCACUGAAGAUUCGCUCAAUGAACAAUGAAUGGGGCAACAAUAAGGAAUUGGAUCUAUCUCUAGGAGCUUUUAACGGCUUGAGGGAGCUACAUACUUUAGAUUUAAGCUACAACAACAUAAGAAAGAUACCAUCAGACUUAUUUUGCGCCUUAGAAAAUAUUAUUUCACUAAAUUUGACGCACAACAAAAUAAAGUUUGUCGAUGAACUCGGUUUUGGUCACAAAUGCGGGUCCACAUUACAGACUAUUGACUUAAGUCAUAAUGACAUCAUGUCGCUGCCAGCUGACUCAGAAAUUUUGCAUUUGCGACGGCUGACACAGUUAUUCCUUCAAAAUAAUAAAAUAAGUGAACUACCGGGGGAAGUUUUUAGUGAUUUACUAUCUUUGAAAGUUGUAAACCUUUCUGAUAAUGCUAUAAGUUAUUUGCCAGAAGGAUUAUUUUAUAAUACUAGGGAAAUUCGUGAAAUUUAUAUGCAAAAUAAUGAACUGGAAACAUUGCCGAAGAGAAUAUUUAAUCGACUGGAACAAUUGCUCGUUUUAGAUCUUUCGGCGAAUAAAUUGAGGAGCGACCACAUAGAAGAUGAAACGUUCGGUGGUCUAAUAAGAUUAAUCGUGCUCGACCUGUCCCAUAAUACGGUCGCACGGAUCACGCGAAAUAUGUUUAAAGACUUGUUCUUUUUGCAAAUUUUAAAUCUAUACAAUAACUCAAUUGGAUCCAUUGAGGAUAAUGCAUUUACACCGCUUUUUAACCUACACACAUUGAACCUAGGCCAAAAUAAGUUACAAGGUAUAGAAGACCAUGUGUUUAAUGGAUUGUUCAUAUUAAAUAAAAUAAAUUUAAACAAUAAUAUGUUAUCUUAUAUCAGCGAGAAUGCAUUUGCAAACUGUUCAGAUUUAAAAGAAUUAGAUUUAAGUUCUAAUAAGUUCACUAAGGUUCCUGAAGCAAUUUUGCAAUUACCGUUUUUGAAGUCGCUGGAUAUAGGUGAAAAUAUGUUGACAGAGAUAACUAAUAGUUCAUUUCAAAAUCUAUCGCAACUGACCGGGUUACGUUUAAUUGACAAUCAAAUCGGAAACCUUACUGCUGGUAUGUUCUGGGGCUUGCCGAGUCUGCAAGUGCUCAAUUUGGCAAAAAAUAAAGUACAGGCUAUUGAAACCGAAACCUUUCAAAAGAAUUCCCAAUUGGAGGCCGUACGGUUAGAUGGAAACUUUAUUUCUGAUAUAAACGGAGUGUUUGUAGCAUUGACAAAAUUGUUAUGGUUAAAUUUAUCCGAAAACCAUUUAGUUUGGUUUGACUACGCCUUUGUGCCGGGAAGUUUGAAAUGGUUGGAUAUUCAUGCUAACUUUAUAGAAAUUCUGGGCAAUUACUAUAAAAUUCAAAAUGAACUCCAUGUCAAAACAUUAGAUGCGAGUCAUAAUCGUUUAGUAACUCUGUCGGCGAUGUCUAUUCCAAAUAGCGUAGAGCUAUUGUUUAUAAACAAUAAUUUAAUUUCAAGCAUCGAAACAGAUACAUUUCUAGAGAAGAAGAAUUUAACUCGCGUUGAUAUGUAUGCUAAUGAAAUCGAAAGUUUGGAUAUAAACAGUUUGCAUGUUGCAAGAGUGGCUGAUGAACGUUCUUUGCCUGAGUUUUACAUUAGCGGCAAUCCAUUUCAUUGUGAUUGCACAAUGAAAUGGCUUUUACUCAUUAAUUCCAUCACAUCUAGACAAUAUCCACGCGUGAUGGACUUAGAGAAUGUUAUUUGCAAGGAAUCCUAUGUACGCGGCGUGAAGUAUCUCCCGGUCAGUUCUCUUCACAUCAAAGACUUUUUGUGUAAAUACGACGAUUACUGUCCUGAUGGUUGUCAUUGUUGCGAUUUCAAUAACUGUAACUGUAAAAUAUUGUGCCCAAAUAAUUGUUCUUGUUAUCACGACUCUGCCAAAAGCACGAACGUAAUUGAUUGUUCUGUUAAACAAUUGAAAUCAGUACCUCACAACUUUCCUGUCGACGCGACCCAUAUAUAUUUGGAUGGCAAUGUUUAUAGCGAAUUAAAUGAAUCUGUUUUUAAAUCAAUGAGUAAAGCUAUCGUAGUGUAUCUCAAUUCCAGUAAUAUUGUAAGUAUACAUAACAAUACGUUUAAUCGACUCGAAGAUCUAAGAAUACUUCAUUUGGAUAAUAACAAACUAAAACAAUUACGGGGGCUUGAAUUUUCAAAGCUAUGUAACUUAAGAGAACUGUAUCUUCAAAGUAAUUUAAUUGAGUACAUUUCAAAUAAAACUUUUACUGUUUUAGUAGCUCUAGAAAUUUUACGCCUAGAUGGCAACAGACUUGUGAACUACGGUCUGUGGCAUUUAGACAAUAAUAAAAGGUUACAAUCAUUAUUCAUUGGCAGUAACAACUGGUCCUGCGAUUGUGAAUAUUUACAAGGUUUUUUAACUUACGUAUCACAAAAUGUUGAGAAAAUAAUAGAUAUGCCUAAGCUCUGGUGUGUGAAUGAGAACAUGAACCCGGAAAAGAAGCCAUUGAAUUUAAAUGUGACAGCUUGCAGUGAAAUAAGCGAUUCAUCCAUGAUAAGCGCGUUCUUCGUCUCAAACAACUUGCCAUUAUUGGCCUCGGCUCUUACUGGGUUCAUGCUUAUAUUAUUAAUAUUAGCUUUAGUAUUCACGUUUAGGUAUGCCUGUAGAAUGUGGUUGUAUUCAAAUUGUGGCAUUAAAUUGUCUCCUUUAUCGAGUAGUUUUAAGGAUGCCGAUAAGCUUUAUGAUGCAUAUAUUUGCUAUAGCCCUAAAGAUGAGGAAUUUGUAGUAGAAUCACUAGCUCGUGAACUGGAGACGGGCUAUCCAUCUUACCAUCUCUGCCUACACUAUCGAGAUGUGCCGCAGUUUGAAGCGACAUAUGCACAAUUUCCCGAUUUAGUAGUCGAGGCCACCGAAGCGUCCAGGCGUAUCAUAGUAGUGCUAACAAAGAACUUUAUCUCGACGGAGUGGUCGCAGAUAGAGUUCCGACAAGCUUUACAAAAAGCGUUACAAAACCAUCCACAUAAAUUAAUUAUAGUCAGCGUAGGGCUCAUCCCACGAGAUCCGGAGUUAAAGUCGUAUUUCAAAACGGGUUUGGAGAUAACAUGGAAAGAGAAACGUUUUUGGGAAAGGUUACGUUAUGCAAUGCCAUCAUCUAAGCGACGUGGACAGAAGUUGAAAAGACUAAAUUAUGGAAGAAAUUCUAACACAUACACUAUGGAUGCAUCGGUGUUAAACAGUACAUGUCAAACUCUGUGCGGUAAGUCUGCAAAUUCAGCGGAACGCUCACCAUGCGAUCGUCCUUUGUCUGAACAUAUCUAUUCCACAAUAGAUUCAGAUUAUUCGUCCACAGACUUCCAAGGUCGACAUCAUCAACCACAGUCCCUAGUGUUUCAACACACUGUUCAAACGUACCUGGUAUAA
Molecule: messenger RNA, 3741 nt
Organism: Arctia plantaginis
Lineage: Eukaryota; Metazoa; Arthropoda; Insecta; Lepidoptera; Erebidae
Source: the annotation of a GenBank genome assembly